AAACAAGCAUCUAGGUUGCGUUAGCUCGCGCACCUACAGCAGACAGUUGAUCCGCAGCUGGCUGAUCAACGCUUCAACUUUUAGGAAGCAACUUUUUUUGGUUUAGAACAAAACGAGUCGUCAAACGGCGUGUAACUGACCGGCGUCCCCCUAGAAGCCUCCUGUAACAAACUGAAGUCAUGGCGUGUGGGGCCACCCUGAAGAGGACCAUGGAUUUCGAUCCGCUGAUGAAUCCCGCUUCACCCAAAAGACGGAGAUGCAUCCCCGUCUCCCCUUCGACCUCAUCCCCUAGGAAAUAUCUUAGCAUGGAGCCAUCGCCAUUUGGGGAGUCGUCGUCAAGACUUACUGCAGAACAAAUCCUUAACAACAUAAAGCAAGAGUACAAACGCAUUCAGAAGAGGAAGCAUCUAGAUGGAGGCUACCAACAGUCAGAAUGCUGCUAUUCUCCUGAAUCCCCUUCCCAGUCGUCUACUAUGAAUGUUUCCAACAUGACAGGAACAUCCUCUGGAGGUGUUUCUCCCACUAGAAGAGAACAACCAUUAUUUACCCUCAGACAAGUUGGAAUGAUCUGCGAACGUCUGCUGAAAGAAAGGGAAGAGAAGGUGCGGGAAGAAUACGAGGAGACCAUGACUUCAAAAUUGGCAGAACAAUAUGACACCUUUGUGAAAUUCACACAUGACCAGUUAAUGCGACGAUUUGGGGAGCAACCUGCAAGCUAUGUUUCCUGAGUGUGGCACAGAAACCUUUGCAAGACGGCUUUCUCUUGCUGCGAGCUAUUAUGUGGUCUCGAAAGAAAGAAAGCUCAUCAUUGUAAGAGAUUCGGUUUAGCAAGUUUAAAUGAAACUUUUUACUGUGCCAUAUUUCUGUCUUUGGGCAAAGGUUUAUAUGAAGCUAUUUUAAGUUGUUACCACUCUGUUGUAAGCAACUAGGUGCUUCCUAAUGUAAAUCAAUGGACCCUAUCAAUACCAGUGGCCUAAGUUCCUCCUGAUGUAAGUGUAUCUCCCAUUAUCGCUCUUUUGUAAAGAUUCCCAGCAUUCCAGGGUUUAUCAUUUGUUUGUUUUUGUUACAUGUAAAUACCAUACAGCACCACAGUUUUACACAGGGUUUGCUGGUCAGUCUAAAAGCAAGUGGAAGAGACACAGCUGAAGAGAGGGAGUGUUUGCAGGUUGUUUUCUGUUCAUUGAAUUUUAAAUUCAGCAAUCAAGUGAUUUUUUUUUCCUUUCCUUAACAGUGUUUUAUUUAUUUUGACAUUUGUUUGACUGGUAUCACUUUAAAACCAAUGUACCUAUUGGAAGAAAAAAUAAAAACCUUUUAGGAGUAAA
Messenger RNA from Betta splendens (Siamese fighting fish), 1322 nucleotides. Its product is annotated as akirin-2-like. Gene Ontology annotation, cellular component: nucleus; chromatin. Lineage: Eukaryota; Metazoa; Chordata; Actinopteri; Anabantiformes; Osphronemidae. The record is from RefSeq and is a predicted model, not a curated record. The transcript has 6 exons. Gene Ontology annotation, molecular function: transcription coregulator activity. Bases 180 to 728 code for a protein of 182 amino acids. Gene Ontology annotation, biological process: positive regulation of innate immune response; positive regulation of transcription by RNA polymerase II.